Molecule: messenger RNA, 648 nt
Organism: Arctia plantaginis
Lineage: Eukaryota; Metazoa; Arthropoda; Insecta; Lepidoptera; Erebidae
Source: the annotation of a GenBank genome assembly
AUGAUACCCAAUGGCCAUUUCCAUAAGGAUUGGCAAAGGUUUGUCAAAACCUGGUUUAAUCAACCAGCGAGACGUCACCGCAGAAAGCAAAACAGAGUGAAGAAAGCUAAAGCUAUUGCACCACGUCCUGCUGCCGGUCCUUUAAGGCCGAUUGUUCGUUGUCCUACUAUUCGUUAUCAUACUAAGGUUCGUGCAGGACGCGGAUUUACUCUUCGCGAAAUCAGGGCAGCCGGUCUUAGUCCUGCUUUUGCAAGAACCAUUGGCAUUGCAGUGGAUCCUCGCAGACGCAACAAAUCUGUAGAGUCACUCCAAACCAAUGUUCAGAGAAUUAAGGAGUACCGUGCCCGUCUCAUCCUGUUCCCGAAGGGCAAGAAGGUACUGAAGGGUGAAGCGAAUGAAGAAGAACGUAAGUUGGCUACACAGCUCCGUGGCCCCCUGAUGCCAGUGCAGCAGCCAGCACCCAAGUCCAUUGCGCGUGCUAUCACUGAGGAAGAGAAGGACUUCAAAGCUUAUCAAUACCUAAGAGGGGCUCGUUCUAUUGCCAAACUUGUUGGAAUCCGUGCCAAGCGACUGAAGGAUGCGGCUGAAAAUCCUGACGAUGUCACUAAAGCUCCAACUGCUGUCAAAGAAGCUAAGGCUAAGAAGUGA